This is a messenger RNA of Dermacentor andersoni, 2797 nucleotides long. It is a transcript of the gene YME1L, whose product is annotated as ATP-dependent zinc metalloprotease YME1L. Gene Ontology annotation, cellular component: mitochondrial inner membrane. Gene Ontology annotation, molecular function: ATP-dependent peptidase activity; metalloendopeptidase activity; ATP hydrolysis activity. Gene Ontology annotation, biological process: protein quality control for misfolded or incompletely synthesized proteins; mitochondrion organization. The record is from RefSeq and is a predicted model, not a curated record. NCBI's taxonomy places the organism in Eukaryota, Metazoa, Arthropoda, Arachnida, Ixodida, Ixodidae.
AGAUGGCUCUGCAGUCAUUAAAUGCCGGUAUUCGGGUCGCCUCCAGAUGAAACCGCACGAUUUUGCCAAAUUUUGCUUAGCCUACUGUUAUUUAUUAAGGUGUAUUGUAUAAGGGAUCGUACGUAGCGCCUCUUUGACCGAAACGUGGAACAAGCACCCACAAUGCUUUCCAUGUGCCACGCUGUAGGCCUGCAAGGUCAGGUCCUGUUCCCGCUGAGCCAUGUUGCAUCAUUGGUUGCAAACAAAAACACGGGCCGUACCAACCGCAGGGCCAAAAAUUGCCAGCGGCAUGGGAAGCAAGACCCUCAGAGUGACGUCUUGUGCUCUGAAAGCUUUUGCAAUGUUCUCUCCUGGCUUUCCAAGUCUAGUUUGCAGGAUCUUGCAAGACUUUCCUUGACAGAAAUACAGUUCAAAAAUCUAGCACUCUCAAGUAUCGGAACUAGACGUGGGCAACACAGGCCUUCCUGGCAUGUUUCUGGGUGUUCUGCAGACACAUUUUUUGAGAACAAGAAUGGCUUCACGAGACAGCAGCUCAGGAGGAGUGUUCCUGUGCUGUCUUGUCUUUUCUUGGGCACUGGCACUUCUUUGUACAGAUUCGCAUCAUCGCUGGAAGCGAGGCCGUUGUACACACCUUACCAAAUUCGAGGAUUCAAGACGAGGAGUAGGCAAGUAGGGGAUGUCCAUUCGGCUCUUGUGAUGAAGGCUCCAGACUUGAAUGAGCGGUUUUUGGCCCUCAGAACAAGAAAGGACAAGGACAAGCAGAAAGUUCACUCAGAAGCUGAGCACAAUGAGCGUCUGAAGACUCUUCUGUCCGAUGAAAACCUGACCCAGGAGGAGCAACAGAGACUUAGGGUUGCCUUUGCUGAGGGCUAUAUGGCGUGCGACCCCAAGGCCCGCACAAGCACCAAGCUCCGAGUGUUCAACAUCUUCCGUGACCUGUUGGGCAUCAUCUUGAUCCUGGCAAUCCUUUUUUCCUUCAUGGGUGAGCUCUCUGGGGGUCCUUUUAGGAGAGUUUUGAUUGGCACAACGAAUGAAGUGAUGCCUGAGGACAUAGACGUCACUUUUGAUGACGUCAAGGGGGUUGACGAGGCCAAGCAAGAACUGCAAGAAAUAGUGGAGUUCCUAAGGAACCCCGAGAAGUUUUCCUCUCUAGGGGGCAAGCUGCCGAAAGGUGUGCUGCUGGUGGGUCCUCCGGGCACUGGCAAGACCCUGUUGGCUCGAGCUGUAGCUGGUGAGGCGAAUGUGCCCUUCUUCCAUGCGGCGGGCCCUGAAUUCGACGAAAUCUUGGUUGGCCAGGGCGCACGGAGGGUCAGGGAUCUAUUCAGUACAGCGAAGAUGCGAGCCCCUUGCGUGGUGUUCAUUGACGAAAUAGACUCAGUGGGAGCCAAGAGAACCAACUCUGUGCUGCAUCCGUAUGCAAAUCAGACGAUCAACCAGUUGUUGACUGAAAUGGAUGGUUUCAGGCAAAAUGAAGGAGUGAUCGUCCUUGGUGCUACCAACCGUAGGGAUGACCUUGACAAGGCACUGCUGCGACCUGGCCGCUUUGAUGUCGAAGUCCAGGUACCUGUGCCAGACCUGGCGGGUCGCAAGGAGAUUCUGCAGCUCUACCUCGGCAAGGUCAAGGUUGCUUCGGACGUGUCACUCGACGUUCUUGCACGUGGCACGACAGGCUUCACUGGCGCUGACCUGGAGAAUGUAGUCAACCAGGCAGCACUGAGAGCAGCCAUUGAUGCGGCGCCAGCUGUGUCCAUGCGCUACUUAGAAAGUGCGCGAGACAAGGUCCUCAUGGGGCCAGAGCGCAAGUCACGCAUCCCCGAUGAGGAGGCCAACCUAAUCACUGCCUACCACGAGGGUGGCCAUGCGUUGGUGGCGCACUACUCCAAGGAGGCCCAUCCGCUGCACAAGGUCACCAUUAUCCCCAGGGGCCCCUCGCUGGGACAUACUGCAUACAUUCCCGAGAAGGAGCACUAUCACGUCACCAAGGCCCAAAUGAUGGCCACUAUGGACACACUCAUGGGGGGCAGGGCAGCCGAGGAACUUGUGUUUGGCUCCGAGAAAAUCACUUCAGGUGCUUCAAGUGACCUGAAGCAGGCGACUGCACUUGCCACCAACAUGGUCAAGGAGUGGGGCAUGUCUGAAAAGGUUGGUGUCAGGACGUUUGAUGAAGAUCACAGCUCCCUGAUAGUUGUUAAUGAGCUAGCACCAAACACAGCCGAAGUUAUCGACUCUGAGAUAAAGCGGCUCCUGCACGAGUCGUACGAAAGGGCCAAGGCAAUCCUGAAGACUCACCAGAAAGAGCACAAGCUGCUGGCAGAGGCACUGCUCAAGUAUGAAACUCUCGAUGCAGACGAUGUCAAGCAGCUGCUGAGUGGGAAGGACCUGUCUCAGAUUCGCAAAAGGCAUUGGAAGCAGUGAGAAAAGUGCGUGGGAUGACUGAGAGGGCGAGAAAAAAAAAAAAAAAAACAGCAGCUAUUCUGAAGCAUGUUUACCAGCUCUGGCUUGUAAUACUGCUCUCAGAAUGCUUUCUUGUGCAAGCACCACUCCCUGCGAAAAGUUAAGCUUCUUGCACAGGCCUACUGGUGCAAUGUAUAAAUAACGCCAGCUGAUGCAGUAUGUUCAAAACUGCUAUGAUACAGCAGAGCCAUGCGAUGAAUGCUACUUGCCUGAGACAGGAAACUAUUGACGUCAUUGCUCCCAAUCUUGGCAAGCAACUGUGCUGUUCGGGAGAGCACGAAGUCACCCGCUAGAAUUGCCUGUGAAAGGACAUUUUCUAUGUCAUAAAGUGUUUCUCCACAAA